Salvia splendens (bonfire salvia) is the source of this 1154-nucleotide messenger RNA. RefSeq names its product SNF1-related protein kinase catalytic subunit alpha KIN10. Gene Ontology annotation, molecular function: ATP binding; protein serine/threonine kinase activity. Gene Ontology annotation, cellular component: cytoplasm. The transcript has 6 exons. Gene Ontology annotation, biological process: negative regulation of apoptotic process; intracellular signal transduction; protein phosphorylation. Bases 1 to 999 code for a protein of 332 amino acids. NCBI's taxonomy places the organism in Eukaryota, Viridiplantae, Streptophyta, Magnoliopsida, Lamiales, Lamiaceae. The record is from RefSeq and is a predicted model, not a curated record.
AUGGAGGUUUUCAAUCCACUUGGGAGGAACUACAGAGUUGGGAAGGUGAUUGGGCGUGGCACCUUUGCAAAGGUCAGAAUUGCGCAACAUGUUUUGACGGGAAAUUAUGUAGCUGUUAAAGUAAUUAAUCUUCGGGAGAUGCAACAAAAGGGUAACUUCGUCAAUCGUCAGCAAGCUGAAGAAAAGGUGAGACAAGAAAUACAAUUAGGGAAAUUGUGUGUGCAUCAACAUGUGGUGCGCGUCUAUGAGUUUAUAGACACACCAACAGAUAUAUAUAUGAUCAUGGAGUACAUGGUGCAAGGUGAGCUCUUCGAUCACAUUAGUCGAAAAGGGAGGUUGCCAGAAGACGAGGCUAGACAAUAUUUCCAGCAGAUUAUUGCAGGAGUGGAGCAUUGCCAUAGUAAAAAUGUCGUUCAUCGCGACCUUAAGUUGGAGAAUUUGCUUUUAGAUGGACAAGGCAACGUGAAAAUUGCUGAUUUUGGAUUAAGCAACAUUAUGAGGGAUGGCAAUUUACUAAGAACAACUUGUGGAAGCACAAACUAUAUUGCACCUGAGAUUCUUUCUGGGAAGCAUUAUGGUCAUGAAGUGGAUAUUUGGAGUUGUGGUGCUAUUUUGUAUUCUCUUCUUUGUGGGACUCUUGCUUUUCAUGAUCAAAAUAUUUGCACACUAUGCAACAAAAUAACGACUGCAACGUACGCUCGUCCGACCCAUGUGUCUGCAGGAGCUCGUGAUUUGAUUGAAAGGAUCCUGGUGGUGGACCCUUCGAGGAGGAUAACCAUUGAUGGUAUACGACACCAUCCUUGGUUCCAACCUAAUCUUCCUCCCUAUUUAGCUCUCAAUGCACCUCAACCUACGCUGCAGCUUGAUUAUGAAAUCAUUGAGAAAGUUGUUGGGUUAGGGUUUACGAAGGGCUUCAUUAUGCUUUCACUGCAUACCAACGUACAAAAUAAUGCUGCCGUUGCGUACUAUAUACUAUUGGACAACCGGGUCCGGGCCUAAUGCAACUUCUUGAUGCGGCUUGGGUUCAUCACUAUGUUUAUUUACUUGUCGCAAAUAGCUUCUAAUUAACAUCCAUUUAGAUAGAUAUUUGUUAGGAUUUUAUUUUGUGUUGGAAAUACCAAAAAUCGUUAUCUAUUAAACAUGUUUUGUUUUAA